Messenger RNA from Didymosphaeria variabile, 1287 nucleotides. RefSeq lists its product as uncharacterized. The transcript is spliced from 3 exons. Bases 1 to 1287 code for a protein of 428 amino acids. The record is from RefSeq and is a predicted model, not a curated record. Lineage: Eukaryota; Fungi; Ascomycota; Dothideomycetes; Pleosporales; Didymosphaeriaceae.
AUGCCAUCCUUCAAGGAAUUGAUCGCCAAGUUGCGAUCCCGCUCUAGCCGCGCCGCUACCGGCAACGAUAACCGCGCUUCUACUGCUAACGGCAAUGGUCAAAAGAGCGCGCCGGCCCCCGUUCCUGCGGCACAGGCAAAUCAAAAUCAACAGGUCAUGGCAUCUGCCACGGCCCCCACCCUCACUGUCUCCCUCAAGAACGCAAGCAGCAGCAGUGCCGUGUACGUCUAUGUCACCGGUCAAGCGCUAGACAAUGGCAAUCGCCCCAUGUUCCUUCAGUCGGAUGGUGUGACCAUCUACUACCCGGCAUCUCCUGCUACCGUUGGCUCGCCGCUCGCAGCAGACGUUGCUAUCCCAUUGGGUGCUCCUGGAACGACCAAAAACGUCACCAUUCCGAGGAUUGCGGGAGGUCGUGUGUGGUUCGCUAUUGGGGGCAAGCUCACCUUUGCGCUCAACCCUGGACCUGGUGUCGUUGAGCCCUCCGUCUCGAAUCCCAGCGACCCUAAUAUUAACAUCAAUUGGGGCUUCUGCGAGUUCACCUAUAACUCCGACCAGCUUUUUGCCAACAUCUCAUGCGUCGACUUCAUUAGUAUCCCAGUCGCGCUCACACUGACCGGCACUUCUGGUACCGUCCAGUCUGUACCAGGGUUGCCAGCCAACGGACUGACAACUAUUGUCAAUGGCCUCAAACAACAGGCAGCCAGCGAUGGCCGCCCAUGGGACAAGUUGGUCUACCCAGCCACGGGCACACCGCUACGCGUGCUUUCGCCACUCAAGCUCCUUGACAGCAGCGCGACCGCAUGGGACGGCUACUGGGACAAUUAUGUGAACCAAGUCUGGACCCGCUUCAGCAGCACCGAUAUGACCGUCAACACGCAAGCAGCCGCCGGCAACGUCACCGGACGUGUUUCCAACGGUCAACUGUCCCUCGGCUCUGCCGGUACCUUCAGUAAACCCAACGCGCGCGACAUUUGGACCUGUAGCGAGGGACCUUUUGCGACAGGCGACAACGCCGCACGCAACGCCGUCAUUCCUCGUUUGGCUGCCGCAUUCAAUCGUAGUACGCUCUUGGACGCAACGCAGUUCCCCAACGGCAGUACCCCGGCAAACUACUACAAGAACGCGACUACUAACCAUUACUCGCGUCUCGUCCACCAGACUAUGAAGGACGGCCGCGGCUACGCGUUCCCAUACGACGAUGUCGUUCCCGAUGGCGGCGCCGACGUCGCUGGCACAGUCUUCGACGGCAGCCCUUCGAACUGGACGAUCGCUAUCGGAGGUAGUUAG